AUGGAGCUCAGCUUAGGAUUUAUCGUGGCUGUUCUGCUGGGCAUUGUGGCUGCUUUUCCCUUUACAAGCCUUUUCAAUCCUACAAGCCUCCAAGUCCGAGACGGCCGACGCACCAUACACGUCCAGAGCGGCCAGUUCAUUCAGAAUGCAAUUAAUGCAGCUUCUCCUGGGGAUCGGAUUGUUGUUGAAGCCGGCACCUACACUGAGCAGCUGACAAUCCAGACAGAUGGGAUUUCACUGGUUGGACUCGGGGCCAUUCUCGUCCCACCUUCGCAUCCUGUUACAAAUAUAUGUUCCGACUUGGCCGGCAAGGAUACGCAGGCGGGUAUCUGUGUAAUGGGGUCUAACGUUAGCCUGGCCUCGUUCGUCGUCGAACACCGUAAGGUUCUUUCGGUGGGUAAGCCGGUUGAGGACGUGUCAAUUAGUGGCUUCCAUGUCAGCAACUUCUCCGGCUUCAACAUAGCAGUGAUCGGCGCGCGGAACGCUCGAGUGACAGAAAACUUGCUCACCGACGGCGAGUUCUACGGGUUCCUCACGGCAGGCUCAAUCAAUACCCAAGUCACCAACAACACGCUGAGCUCAUCAAAGAAGUUAGGGUUCAUUGCCCUCUGUAUGGACAACCUGGAUGGCGUCCAUGUCUCCAACAACCGCAUCUCCAAGUACGACAUCGCACUCUGCGUUCAGACCGCAAGCGCAGACGUGCAACACAACAAAGUCAGCGAUAAUUGUAUGGGCAUUUAUGUCGAUCCCGGCAUCAAAGGCGCCCGGGUCCGUUACAACCACAUCAGCGCGACAAAUCCCGACUGCCGAGAGCUGCCACCAGAAAUUGCCUUUGGCACCUACGGAAUCAUUCUAGACGGCGCCAUCAAUACCGAGGUCUCUAGCAACCUUAUCGAAGGACAGACCAACAAUGGUCUCGCUGCAGGUCUCGCUGUUUUCGACCAGGCAUGUAGCGUUCCUGAGUCAAGCCUCUCAUGCAGUAUUCUCCGCAGGAAGGUUGAAGCCUCAGGCAAUGUGGUUAUCCAUAACAUUCUACGUCACAACGAUGUUGACCUGCUCAUCAACACUACAGGCAGCAACACCAUCGCGCAUAACAAAUUCCUAGAAACGUAA
Alternaria atra is the source of this 1113-nucleotide messenger RNA. RefSeq lists its product as uncharacterized. The transcript is spliced from 2 exons. NCBI's taxonomy places the organism in Eukaryota, Fungi, Ascomycota, Dothideomycetes, Pleosporales, Pleosporaceae. The record is from RefSeq and is a predicted model, not a curated record. Bases 1 to 1113 code for a protein of 370 amino acids.